This is a messenger RNA of Nerophis lumbriciformis (worm pipefish), 939 nucleotides long. Lineage: Eukaryota; Metazoa; Chordata; Actinopteri; Syngnathiformes; Syngnathidae. The record is from RefSeq and is a predicted model, not a curated record.
AUGUCCACUUGUCAAAGUAGACAAACGUUUGUCAAGCCGGCGGUUCCCUUCUCGUGGACCAUCCGAGGCGGACUUCUUCCCGGCGAGACCAUCCUCGUGGAAGGCCGGCUGCCUUCCGGCGCCGACAGGUUCCAGGUGGACCUGACGUGUGGCAGCAGCGUGUCGCCGCGCGCCGACGUGCUUUUCCACUUCAACCCGCGUGUGAAGAAAGGUCACGUGGUGUGUAACACGCUGCAAGAAGGUCGCUGGGGUCAAGAGGAGAUCCUCCAACGCAUGCCCUUCGCCGGCAACGCCGACUUCGAGCUGGUCAUCCUUGUCUUUAGCGACCGCUUCAAGGUGGCGCUCAACGGCGCUCACCUGUUGGAGUACAAACAUCGGCUGCCGUUGGAGCGCGCCGAUACGCUGGCCAUUUCGGGGAAGGUCCAGAUCCACGCCGUGGCCGUUCUGCCGUCGGCCGCGAGCGUCCCGGCGCUUUUGCCGACGGACGAACGGAGCGAGAAGGAGUUGCGCCCGCUCGUCAUGUCGGCAGAUCAGCGCGGCGGAUUCCGAGGCGAGCUGAUCGGCGGCCUCCGCCCCAAUGUCGCCGUGGUCAUCAGAGGACAAGCCCAUCAGGAGGCGGAGAGUUUUGCCGCCAACCUGCUGUUGGACGGCGGCAGUGGCACGGCGCUGCAUUUCAACCCUCGCUUCAAAAGCAAGGUGAUGGUGCUGAACUCCUUCCUGUCCGGUUCCUGGGGUGACGAGGAGCGACAAGGAGAGCACUUCCCUUUUGGGCCAGGCCUCUACUUUGAGGUGAUCAUUCGCUGCGAAGCCGAUCGUUUUCGCGUGGCUGUCAAUGGCGUCCACCGGCUGGAUUACAAAUACCGCGUGCGGGACUUGCGAAGCAUCACUGGGGUGCGCGUGACGGGCGACCUGUCGCUGACGGAUGUCUGUCUCAUGUGA